Molecule: messenger RNA, 654 nt
Organism: Lachancea mirantina
Lineage: Eukaryota; Fungi; Ascomycota; Saccharomycetes; Saccharomycetales; Saccharomycetaceae
Source: the annotation of a GenBank genome assembly
AUGGCGCAGAAAAUGACGAAUUUUUUACGGACCUUAGAAUGCCAGCUCCCCAGAAAAAAAGCUGGCAAGAAGAUCAGGACAAGUGGGGAGUUUCCAUCAACCAAAGGUAGUUCACCGGAAGUCAAGAGUAAAAUAAUAUUUGCGCAUUCUAAUUUCGUUGGGAAACAAAUGGGAUUACGGUCGCGCAAUAAAUUCAUUCUCAUGCGUAGUCUGCUGCACAGUGCGGUAGUGCAAAACGGCGAAAUUCACUCGCUUCGAGAUGUAUCCAAACUGGCAUCUUGGCUGUGGCGCAACAACCGGGGCCGGCUUCACAUGUACUAUGAAAUACUCGCACUCUUUGACGACAAGAGUAGCACGCACAAGCAUAGCGGCCCCGCCUUUAAAAAACUGACCGAAGCCAUUGGAAGAAAAUGCAUACCAUCAACCUACAGUUACGAAACGCUGACCAAUGCGGCAGACACUACAGCCAUCGAGAGCAAGAACACCUACAAGGCCUUCUGUGGCAGAUUCUCUCUGAAGGACCGCCCUCCUACCCGCACCAACCACUCCCUGCCACCUCCCAUGCUUCUCCCGUUUGGGCUAUUUCCGUUGGAAAUGAUCAAAACAAAGUUUUUCACAGGCACGUGCGUUCCUGGAAGCGGAAAAGUAUGGUGA